CUCGUUAUCCACAAUUCUCUCUCGAUUGCGAUUUUUAGGGUUCUCGAUUUGGAAUCGAUUGCGUUUUCUCGUAUAAGCUUGCGGUGCUGUUUCUUUUGAAUCUUGAAAUCGGGAUUUGAUUGAAGAAUAAGAAGGGGAUCAAGGGGCUUACGGUUUUUGCUCAAAUUCAUAUAUUAUUGGCAUACUGAAUGAUCUAAUGGAAACAAAAGGUGGUAAAAAGUCUAGUAGUAGUAGUAAAUCCUUAUUCUACGAAGCUCCUCUCGGUUACAGCAUUGAAGACAUUCGACCCAACGGUGGCAUCAAGAAAUUCCGAUCUGCUGCUUACUCUAACUGUGUGAGGAAGCCAUCAAUGGCCUUGCCAGUCUCUGCAAUUGGAUUUGAAGGCUAUGAAAAGAGGCUUGAAAUUUCUUUUUUUGAGCCAGGCGUCUUUGCUGAUCCUGGAGGGAUUGGCUUCAGUGCCUUGUCCAGGAAUCAGCUGGAAGAGAUUCUAAACCCUGCUGAAUGCACAAUUGUUGCCUCUCUGGUGAAUGAUGAAGUUGAUUCUUACGUACUUUCGGAAUCUAGCCUCUUUGUGUACCCUUACAAACUUAUCAUCAAGACCUGUGGCACUACAAAGUUACUUCUUUCAAUACCAGCCAUCCUUAAGUUGGCUGACUACCUUUCCCUAAGGGUAAAAUCUGUGAGUUACACUCGUGGGAGCUUUACGUUUCCAGGGGCUCAGCCAUUUCCACACCGUAGCUUCUCUGAGGAAGUUGCUGUUCUUGACAGUCAUUUCAGCCAACUUGGGUUGGAUAGCAAGGCUUAUGUGAUGGGCUGUUCUGAUAAAUCUCAGAAGUGGCAUGUUUAUUCUGCUUGUGCUGGAGCUAGUUCCAAUUGUGACCCAAUUUAUACUUUGGAGGUGUGCAUGACUGGAUUGGACAGAAAGAGUGCAUCUGUCUUCUACAAAACAAAUGCAAGUUCUGCAGCUGCUAUGACCGAAGCUUCUGGGAUUAGGAAAAUUCUUCCACAAUCAGAUAUAUGUGAUUUUGAUUUUGAACCUUGCGGUUACUCCAUGAACAGCAUCCAACAAGGUGCAAUUUCUACUAUCCAUGUGACACCAGAAGAUGGUUUCAGCUACGCUAGCUUUGAGGCUGUGGGUUAUGAUUUUAAAGUAGUGGAUUUGACCCAGCUGCUUGAGAGGGUGUUGGCAUGCUUCCAACCUACAGAUUUCUCUGUUGCACUGCAUUCUGAUGUGGUUGGUGAAGAUCUUGGAGCCAGGUUCCUUAUGGAUUUCAAGGGAUACUGUUUUGAUCAAAGGAGCUGUGAAGUGAUGGGGAAGGGUGGGUCUAUCAUCUACCAGACCUUCGCAAAGGUUGCGGACCAGUUAUCUCCCAGGUCUACAUUGAAAGGAGGCUGGAGCGAGGACGAGAAGGACGAGGAAGUUGAAUCGAAAUAGCUCUGAAUCUGAUGUUCGUGAUGUUUUUAAUUUCAAUCGUUUUAUAUGAAUAAAUGUUGUGGGGUUAUGUUCUUAAGUAUGAGGGCAUGGUCCUGCCAUAGGUGAUGCUACCAUGAUCUCCUUUGUUAGCAAGACUAAAUUUGGUUUAUGUAAGCAACUUUAUGUUAUGUGCCGGGUUUUUCAAUUUUGUAAGUUGUUUUUCAAUUAUUUUAAUGAGUGUUGUUAUCUUUCUU
Messenger RNA from Tripterygium wilfordii, 1668 nucleotides. Its product is annotated as S-adenosylmethionine decarboxylase proenzyme-like. Gene Ontology annotation, cellular component: cytosol. The transcript is spliced from 5 exons. NCBI's taxonomy places the organism in Eukaryota, Viridiplantae, Streptophyta, Magnoliopsida, Celastrales, Celastraceae. Gene Ontology annotation, molecular function: adenosylmethionine decarboxylase activity. Bases 197 to 1435 code for a protein of 412 amino acids. The record is from RefSeq and is a predicted model, not a curated record. Gene Ontology annotation, biological process: spermidine biosynthetic process; spermine biosynthetic process.